Molecule: messenger RNA, 2535 nt
Organism: Chara braunii
Lineage: Eukaryota; Viridiplantae; Streptophyta; Charophyceae; Charales; Characeae
Source: the annotation of a GenBank genome assembly
AUCCGUCGAUUUUGUUUCCUUCUUCUUCCUCCUCCUCCUCCUCCUCCUCCUCCUCCUCCUCCUCCUCCUCCUUCGCUUUGCCUUCGGCGUCCCUCUUCAUCUCUUCUUCUUCUUCUUCUUCUUCUUCUUCUUCUUCUUCUUCUUCUUCUUCGUCGUCGUCGUCGUCGUCGUCGUCUUCUGCCUUCUCACCUCCCUCUUCUUCUCCCCGUCCAAUUAACCCCACCAGACGCGUGGCUCUUUCGUCGUUUUCUUCUUCCUCCCUUUCUUCUUCCUCUCCUUUCCCUUCUUCUACUCAAAGCAGUCUGGCCGUUGUUUGCCACUUUUCAACUUCUUCUUCUUCUUCUUCUUCUUCUUCUUCUUCAUCGGUUCUUCUUCGGCAUCGUGGAGUGUCCUGGUGGCGGUUUGCCUGCGAGCCCAUCCUGAGGGAAAGGAAGACCAGCCAUCGCUGUUUUGCUGUCGAUCGCUGUCAUCGUGCCACGUCAGCAGCCAUGUCGUCGAUCAACGGCAUAGAAGAUCCGAUGACGGUAGGUGGUACGGCGGGAUCCCGACGCGGCGGCGCAUCGCGUCUGGAAAACGACAAACUGUUGUAUCUGGUCAGGCACGGAACUACGGAGAUGAAUGAAUGUAUCGCUAACGCGCGUCUACAGGGGGUCAAAAAUUUUGUAGAUCCGAUGUUAUAUGACACGAAAUUGUCGGAACGAGGGUUGAUGCAAGCCGAAAAUCUCGCGAAGAUUACGGCAGCAUUGCAUGGUAAUACUAGUAGUAGUAAUAAUGCUUCUGCUGAUGCUAUUGAGUUGAUUGUCCUUUCUCCAUUAGGAAGGGCGAUGAAGACAGCGGAAUUAGGGUUUAAACACGUGGAAGCGGCGAGAGUGAUCUGUCCUCUCGCUCGAGAGCGAGUGUUUUAUUCCUCCGACGUGGGAAGAUCCCCAUCUGUUCUUUCUCAAGAAUUUCCUUACCUCGAUUUCACCGAACUAGAUGAGAUAUGGUGGCAUACCGACGGUUCAGGAGAUCCCAUGGCGGUGGUGCCUGAGCCCGACGAUGUCUUUGCUGAGAGAAUAGCACGUCUAAGGGAGUGGCUAUUGAAUAGACCCGAGAAAGUCAUCGCGGUAGUGUCACACUGGGCUGUGCUGCAAGCCUUAACACGGCGAUGCUUUCAGAAUUGUGAGCUGUUCACUUGUUACCUAUCAGAGACAUUUCCAAUUGCUACGCAAAAAAAAAAAGACAAAUGAGGAAAAGGGGGACAAGAGGUAAUCUGCAAUAUAUAUAUAUAUAGAUACCUAAAUAGAUACAUAUAUAGAUACAUAUGUAGAUACAUAUAUAUCUUUCUAUACAUGACAAGAAGGUGGUCAGGAAGGAAAUACUACGUCAUUCGAGGGAGGUGUGGAGGAAGAAGGAGGAGGAGGGAGGAGAAGGAGGGAGGAGGAGGGAGGAAGAAGAAGAGGGGAACACUUGCAUCCCUGCCGUCACAUCCUUAUCACCCAUCAGAUACAAUCGGUCCGUCACCCAUCAGAUACAAUCGGUCCGUGGGUAGAUCUGGGAUUAUUUCCAUGCUUACACGUGGCAUAGGCCCACUCAUAUGAGUCCCAUGAAGUGCAAACGUGUCUCUUCCUCCUCCUCCUCCUCCUCUUCCUUCUUCCUUCUCCUUCCGUCUUCCUCCUCCUUCCUUCUUCCUCCUUCCUCCCAGUCAGCCCGUGCUUCGGAUUUAUCCCGGUGGUACAUCGGGGAUUAUCUUCGUACACGGCGGAGGCGCAGUCGUAUGGAUUCGAUGAAGUGCAAACUUGUCCCUCUUCCUCCUCCUCCUUCCUCCUCCUUCCUCCUCCUUCCUCCUCCCUCCCGUACUGUGGAUCUGUGCCGGUGGCAAAUCUGGGAUUACAUCCGUACACGUGGCGGAGGCGCAGUCGUAUGCGUUCGAUUAAGUGCGUAAACGUGUCCCUCUCCCUCCUCCUUCCUCUUCCUCCUUCCUCCUUCCUCCUUCCUCCUUGUCGAUCCGUGCUGUGGAUCUGUACCGGUUGUACAUCUGGGAUUAUCUCUGUACACGAGGCAGAGGCGCAGUCAUAUGGGUCCGAUGUCCAGGCCGCUUUCUUCAAUUUUUUUCUCUGCGAUUAUCCUCAUUAUUCGGAUUCUCUCUACGACUUCAAAAGAAAAGAUUUAAAAAAAAAGAAAUCGUCGCUACAAUUGGACGAACGGAAAUCGUUCAAGUUGUUGUCUUCAUUACCGUGGGCUGCACUGUCGUUGUCGCCGUCAUCAUUCUCUUCUAUUUCUUUGCUGUACUAUAUUUGUUUUUUUGGGGGGGGCGGUGGGGGAUAUUGUACUAUAAUAGGUGUACAUGAAGCUGUUUUUUUUCUUUUUUUUCUUUUUUUUCUUUUUCUUUUUUUUCUUUUUUGGCUCUAUUAUGUGGCCACUACGGUGUCAUUGUCACCGUAACACCACAGGCUCCAUCCAUUCGUUCUAAGUGAUGAGAUCUGGGAUCUGUGAUCAUGCGUAGGCAAGCUUCGUUUUUGAGAGCGUGAAGGAGGAUGCGCUUAAGCCAGUUUC